AUGGCUAAAUUCGUGGUGAGCUUCUUCUUUUCUGCUUUCACUUUGUUCGCAUUUUUCAUAGCGAGCUCCGUAGCGGAGGAGUUUGCGGUCGGAGGGGAGGACGGCUGGCGGCAACCGGCCGCCAACGAGGCCGAAAUCUACGUUCGGUGGGCGGCCGCCUUGAGAUUCCGAGUCGGAGAUUCUCUUCGUUUUCGGUACAAAAACGACACGGUUGUAGCCGUGGACAAGUGGGGUUACUACCACUGCAACUCGAGCCACGCGGCGGCUGUGUUCAAGAACGGUAACACGGUAAUCGAUCUGAAGCAGCCUGGCACGGUUUAUUUCAUCAGCGCCGACCCCAAUCACUGCAAAAACGGGCAACGAGUGAUGGUUGAUGUGAUGGAUCUGAAUCUUGCGGGUGGAACCCGACCCGAAGACGAGUCUCCUGCACCAUCACCAAAUUGCUCUGACUUUGUUGACCCACAACUGAUGUUUUGUUAUGUGGUCUUUCUCGUUGCUUCUAUUAAUAAUAUGUAG
Messenger RNA from Striga hermonthica, 516 nucleotides. NCBI's taxonomy places the organism in Eukaryota, Viridiplantae, Streptophyta, Magnoliopsida, Lamiales, Orobanchaceae. The record is from the annotation of a GenBank genome assembly.